UCUUGCUAGGGUGUUCUAGUUGCGGUAAAAGACUCCUUAUUCAUAAUGAUCCAAGUUCUCAGAAACAGCAAGUAUGGCAGAAUCAAAAGUGAGAUUGAAACUUCUGAUCGAUACAAAAGGCAAAAGGGUUUUAUUCGCUGAAGCUGGAAAAGACUUUGUCGAUUUCAUAUUUCAUGUUCUCGCUUUGCCAUUAGCUACUGUUAUUAGGUUACUUGGAAAACAAGAAAUGGUGGGCUGCUUGGGAAACCUCUAUGACAGUAUCGAGAAUUUGAGUGAUUCCUACAUCCAAGUGGGUCAGAAUAAGAACAUCCUUUUAAAACCGAUGCCACCUACUUCAGUUCCUAUUUUACUUCUUAAUGAUAAGCCGACAAGGAAGAUCUUUUACAGAUGUGGUAACUGUUACAGCAGUAGUAACAAUGUUACCGACAACCCAACUGCAGCUUGCCCCAAUUGUAACCACCUCAUGAACAGGACUUUGAACUACGUUGCUCCUCCCGGCACUGUGAACAAAGGGUCGAACGAAGGCAAAGGAUUCGUGAAAGAUGUUGUGAUUUACAUGGUAAUGGAUGAUCUAAUGGUGAAGCCUAUAUCCAAUAUUUCUAGCAUUGCUUUGCUUAACAAGUUUAAUGUCAACGAAUUGGCUGCACUGCAGGAGAAGGAAGUAAACUUUGGGUUGAAUGAGAUAACAGUCUUGAACAACAACAAAAUAUACCAUCCCCGUAGUUAAAAAUUAGAUAUUUAAGUGUUGUUUGACAAGAGUUUUGAGAAGUAAAAAUGAGUUUUUUAGACUUGUUUGAUUGAUUUUAUGAAAGUGGUUCUUCUAUUUAAAAUUUUUUAAAGAAAAAGUUGGUUCGAUAUGCUUUUCUCUAAAAACACUUCCAGAAUAGAAAAGUCUUUUAAAACUUAGUUUUUUAACAAAAAUUAAAGUGGCUAUUUUAGGAAGUUCUUCUUCGGGAAGAAAAGCAAAAGCAAACACAAAUGUUAUG
Olea europaea var. sylvestris is the source of this 986-nucleotide messenger RNA. RefSeq lists its product as uncharacterized. The transcript has a single exon. Lineage: Eukaryota; Viridiplantae; Streptophyta; Magnoliopsida; Lamiales; Oleaceae. Bases 74 to 727 code for a protein of 217 amino acids. The record is from RefSeq and is a predicted model, not a curated record.